AUGGAGGGCGCUUCGGUGCAGACGAUACCGUCCGUACUGGCUGCCGGGGGGUAUUUGCAGCACUCGCUGGUGCGUGUGGAGUUAACGAACGGCAUAGUCUUGACGGGGCGCGUUCUCCAGCUUGACGCGGCGACAAUGAACAUGAAGCUGGACGCCGUCACGGACACCGCCGUUUGCCGUCGCCGCUGCGGCGAGGAGGGCGGAACGGUGGAGUGGGAAACGGAUCCGGCGGCCCUGCGGUGCACCAGCAGCGUGGUCCUCCGUGGCUGUCACGUUCGCUACAUCGACUUCGUCGACGAGGAGGCCGGUGGUGGCGGUGGUGGUCGUGGGCUGCAGGAGUUGACAGCGGCGGUGCGUGCGGUGCGGCCGGCCCUCGUCUGA
Messenger RNA from Trypanosoma conorhini, 381 nucleotides. RefSeq names its product putative small nuclear ribonucleoprotein. The record is from RefSeq and is a predicted model, not a curated record. Bases 1 to 381 code for a protein of 126 amino acids. The transcript has a single exon. NCBI's taxonomy places the organism in Eukaryota, Euglenozoa, Kinetoplastea, Trypanosomatida, Trypanosomatidae.